This is a messenger RNA of Salvelinus fontinalis (brook trout), 2899 nucleotides long. Its product is annotated as thrombopoietin receptor-like. Gene Ontology annotation, biological process: hemopoiesis; cytokine-mediated signaling pathway; positive regulation of cell population proliferation. The transcript has 12 exons. Gene Ontology annotation, molecular function: cytokine receptor activity; protein binding. Bases 124 to 2142 code for a protein of 672 amino acids. Lineage: Eukaryota; Metazoa; Chordata; Actinopteri; Salmoniformes; Salmonidae. Gene Ontology annotation, cellular component: external side of plasma membrane. The record is from RefSeq and is a predicted model, not a curated record.
CAGGACAAUCCCCCUCCACCCCAGACCCCAAUGCUAUGCUGACAGACACUCACAAACACCUUGCCACUCUCAGACAUAGAGCUUGGGGCAGCGAUGGGGUAGAUCAAACACGCCUGUCUGUGGAUGGGACACACCUGCCACCUGUCUGUGGAUGUCAUGGAUCUCCAUCUCACCUCGAGGGUUCUCUGUGUCUGGCUCUGGAUCAUAGCAGGCUGGGUGAACGUACUGGGGCAUGGGCUUGUAGAUGAGGCUGUCCCUCACCUGUCAAAGAAAGAUGUGUUGUUGUUGGCUGGUGAUGCAGAUCCAAAGUGUUUUACCAGGACACAGUAUGACUUCACCUGUUUCUGGGAGACACCAGGCAACACAGCUUAUGACUUCUUCUACAGGAAUGAUAAUGAGGAAAAGGAGAAGCGGUGUAAACUGACUCUCCAGAGGACAGAGAAGGGGGAGGAAGAGGAGGAGGGGAAGGUUCUCCACAUCUGCUUCUUCCCUUGCUCUGACGUCUUCCUGUUCACGCUCACACACAUCAGAGUGGUGGAGAGCAGCUCCAACUACACACUCUUCACACGCACCAUCAGCGUUGAGGACCAGGGUCUCCUGGAACCCCCUGUGAAUGUAUCCCUUCACCCGACAGGGCAGGCUGGGCAGUUCCAGGUGGCUUGGCACGCACCAAGAGAUUGGGAGAACAACGUGCAUUAUGGGAUGCGUUAUUCUUCCCAGGGACUGAGGGAGAGGACAGAACUGAUAAAGUCCAUGAGGUCCCCCAUUCACAGCCUGGUUUCUCUGCUGCCAGGGGAGGUGGUCAGCGUCCAGCUAAGGGUCAAACCCAAUGGCUACAGUGAGACAGAGACCAGCGGUCACUGGAGCGACUGGUCGCUCCCCAUCACUGCCAUGGUACCUCAGAGCGCAGCUGAUAUCUCAUUGUUGUGCCAUACCUCUGACCUGCAAAACAUCACCUGCCAAUGGAAUGGGCAGUCCUACAGAGAUGCUACCUACACCUUAAACUACAAGCUGCGACCCAGUAAACGGGAGGGCUGGAGAAAGUGUCUGCAGAAUGAGAAGGCCUCCUACCACUGCCGUUUCCAUGGAGCGGAGUCCAGCGAGAUACUGGUUAAACUCAGUACUGGUCCUGGUUCUCUCAAACGGACCUUCUACACUGAACCCUUCAGACUCAACAACAGCAUUCAAACAGGCCCUCCAGGGAGGCUGAGGGGGCAGUGGGAGGGGGGCAGGCUGCGUCUGAGAUGGGGCACACCCCUACUAGCUCUGUCUCUCCACCUGAUGUACCAGCUCCGCUACCAGCCUCAAGGGGAGGCCGUCUGGAAGCUGGUGACCUUGCAGGUCCCUGAGAACAGUACUUGUCUAGACGUUCAGACUGGCAGUCAGUACUUUAUCCAGGUCAGAGCCAGGCCCAACGGGUCAGUCUACGCUGGCUACUGGAGCGACUGGUCACCCCCACUCACUGUGGACACACCUUCAGAUAUAGGGGCCCUCUUCAUCCUCUGCAUUCCUCUCAUGAUGCUCAUCCUAUCAGUUGUGUUCCUCUCAAUGUUCUCCAGGUAUCUCAGUAAGCUCAAACGGUAUCUGUGGCCACCAGUCCCAAAUCUUGACAAAGUAUUGCACGGCUUCCUGACAGACAUCAGCGGCCAGACUUGGGACCCUCCCUUCAUUAUCAAGCAAUAUUCUGCGGAGACCCCAGCCUGUGUGGUGGAGAUUAUGUCUGAGAGGGAGGCUCCAGAUGGAGGGAAGCUUCCCAGUGAGUCCUCCUUACUACUCUCCCCAGAGCGAGGCUCCGCUGGUGGGGAGGAGGAAAGGCUCCCCACCCUGGCCCUGGAGCUCAGCCAGGACUACGUGACCCUGGCCACGGAUGACGUCAUCCCCUGUCUCCGAGGGAACAAGUAUGUGUAUGACGGGGAGGUGGGGGCAGAGUCUCGAAGCCUGGGGGAAGAUGAGGUUCUCCAGAUGAGGUGUCACUGCUCCUCCAACUUCCCAUCAUCCUCCAGUACCACAGACAUCCUCAACCGCUCCUACAUGCUGCUGGCCGAGCAGCCUAUAGAGAGACUGGACUGUCAGGACAGCAGCAGGGCCGGCAAGCUCUAUGCCAACCUGGAGGGAACAAACUCAGCUAAUGUAAACACCUGAUUGGGACAGCUCAACAAGGGCACACAAACUGGACAGUUACAAAACAAUAUCCAUUACAUCACUACUAAAACAGGUCCUUGCAUACAGCUUAUUAAAGAUGUAUUUUAUGAUUAAUUGGAUAAUAUAUCAAGUGCAGCCAAAUCUGGAUGAACAGAUAUGGAUUGAUAUGUUGCACAGUUAUACUAUAUACUGUAAAUAUAUAUAUUUAACUUGUCACAUAUCUGUCUGUAAGGUAUAUACUGUAUUGUGCAUUCGGAAAGUAUUUAGACCCCUUGAUUUUCCCACAUUUUGUUACGUUUCAGACUUAUUCUAAAAUGGAUUACAACUUCUUCAGAAUCGGUGUUGAGCUAACGUAGGCUAAUGUGAUUAGCAUGAGGUUGUAAGAAACAAAAAAAAAUCCCAGGACAUAGACAUGUCUGAUAUGGGCGAAGUUUAAAAUGUUGUUAAUCUAACAGCACUGUCCAAUUUACAGUAGUUAUUAGAGUGAAAAAAUAACAUAACUAUUGUUUGAGGAUAGUGCACAAUUAUGAACUUGAAAAUGUAUGAAUAAAACAAUUAGGCACAUUUGGGCAGUCUUGAUACAUUUUGAAUAGAUAUGCAAUAUUUCACUGGAUCACUCUAAAACCUUGUAAAUACCGUGCUUCCAUCUAGUGGCCAGAGUCUAAAUAACACCUGGGCUGGAAUAAUACAUUAUGCCCUUUCUCUUGCAUUUCAAAGACAGUACAAAAAAAAUAAAAAAAAUAUGUAUUAUCUUUUA